Messenger RNA from Drosophila teissieri, 692 nucleotides. RefSeq lists its product as uncharacterized. The coding region runs from base 121 to 474 and encodes 117 amino acids. Lineage: Eukaryota; Metazoa; Arthropoda; Insecta; Diptera; Drosophilidae. The transcript has a single exon. The record is from RefSeq and is a predicted model, not a curated record.
CAGUGCUCAUAAACAUACGGAUCACACAGCCAAGCACAUUUAAAGCAAACUUUCGGUAGCAUUUAAAUAACACUCAAAAUUUUGAAUUACCAAAUUUCGAAACAAAAUCCAAAUCUAGAGAUGGCGAACGAGAUUUCCUACUGGAACGGCCAGCCGGUGAAUUCGCCCAUCUUUCCGCAGAUGGGCGAUGCCAUGAGCGCCAAUGCGACCGCCUUCGUCGACGGCCAGUGGAGCAGAGCGGCAUCGUCCUGCGGCCAAAGGACUCAACCGAUGUCGCAGGCAAUGGGCGACUUCCGGCCAAUGAGCUGUGCUCCAAUGCCCGCCAGCUACUUUGGCCAGCCGCAGGUUCCGCGUUCUGGAUUUGGAGAGGAUCAGGGACCCUGCGAGCCCUGCAUCGACAAUGGAGAGGCCUUCUGCGCCUACAAUGGACUGGACAUGGGCUGUCGCGGCGGUGAUAAGGGCGACUUCUGGUAGGAAAUCUGGUGUCCCAUCCAAGAGCAUCCAAGUUGUUGGUGGAUUAUAUAUCAUAUUGCGGUCUUUGCUAGCAAAAAACCCUUCUUUUUGAAAUACUGUCUAAUAAUGUCUAAUUUAAAAGAGAUUUCUUUAGAAAUAUUACGGAUAAAACACCUCGCAAGCUGUUAAUUAUAGCUUUUACAGGAAUGCUCUUUCCAGCAUUAGCUAUGGAAUACAAA